GCAUCUGGAUCUGGGUGUCUAAAUAAAUCUCUGAUAGCGGUGGUGUUUGUUUGUGGAGAAAACAUGAUGAUGUUGGACGAGGAACAACGCAAGAGAAGGAAGAACAACUUGGGGAUGGUGACUUCGGUGGCAGACCAAUUCGCGAAACUGCCGGACGAAUUGGCGGUGAAGAUACUCUCCCGGUCGGCGACUACGCUGAAUGAAGCGGCGAGAUGCAGCAGCCUAUUGGGGAAACUGUGGAGGUACAUGUGGCAAUUGAUCGACUGUGCGGUUCUGGAUUUCGAAAAACUCGAUGGUGACGUCACACCCGAAGCGCAGCGGCGGUUCGUGAAUCAGGUCGACCAAGCCAUCAGUUUGCUCGAGCAAUCCAAAACCAGAUUGGACGGUUUGAGAAUAGGGUUCAAGCUGUUGAAUAUGGAAGAGGCCGGCUGGAGGUGGAUCCGAUUCGGUUUGACGGCGAGAGUCAAGCGCCUGACGCUGUUGUCUUACUUUUCCCGCAUUUGGUGCCCACACGGACGCAAUGAGAUCCCCGUCCCUCUCUUCACCCCGGAAUUCCUCCACACGCAAGACCUCAGCCGCCUCGAGGUCUUGGAAUUCCAAGGCGUGUCCGAGAUUCCUCGAGGAACCCUGGAUCAUCUCUUCUCCCACUGCCCCUCGCUGCAACACCUGUCUCUCGACAACUGCACUUUCCACGACAAGGAUACAGUCCUCAGAGUUUGUUGCCCCAACAACAGAAAAUUCCAGAGACUGACAUUCAAUUUCCCAGAGUUUGAUCACAAUAUCAGCAGGAUUGAAGUCCUCUCUGCUCCAGGUCUUCAUAGUUUGGAGGUGCGUGGAGCAGAAUACAUCCCAUGGUUCGAAUUUGGGGACGACAUUGCUCAGCUGCAGGAGCUUCGGUUUUGUAACCAAGGGCUCUGUGGACUGCUGCAAGACUGCUACUUCCCGUGGUCUCGUUCUCAAUUCAACAAGUUUGCACCGAGAUUGCAGCUUUUCAAGUACGACCUGGUGACUUACAACUUCGACCCUGCAUCGAAUCGUUGCCCGGACUGGCUGCAGUUUGAAAAGCUCACUGUGUUGGAUUUGACCAUAUAUAUCUAUCAUACCCGCGGCUCAAGUAUGCUGGAGGUCACUGCCCUGCUGAGGGCAGCUCCAUUGUUGCGCCAAUUGUCCAUAUCGUUCCUACAUGCAUUUGGCUACACAAUCUGGAAGGAUCGUGCAGAGGAGUCGGCGGCGGCGGCGACAUGGAAACAUCACUCACUGCAGCUGCUUCAGCUCCAUGGGGUGCAUCCAAGCAACAAAAAGCAAUUUCUUGAUCCUCGCAAACCCCAAAUGCAGCUUGCUGCCUACAUCAUCCUCAACUCCCCUUCAUUGAACCAGGUCCUUGUUGAUACCAGGAAUUUAGGAUCCACCACCCCCAGGGAACCACAUGAGGUUGAUGCUCUCGUCUCUGGAGCUAGGAUGGAGUUGGAAAGCCGUCUCCACUCUCACACUGCCACCUCUCAGAUUUGCUUCACUUAUCGAUAGACACUUCUUACUAUAGCAACAAACAAGGUUGUCAAAC
This is a messenger RNA of Linum trigynum, 1561 nucleotides long. The record is from the annotation of a GenBank genome assembly. NCBI's taxonomy places the organism in Eukaryota, Viridiplantae, Streptophyta, Magnoliopsida, Malpighiales, Linaceae.